This is a messenger RNA of Halichondria panicea, 1036 nucleotides long. RefSeq names its product nuclease EXOG, mitochondrial-like. The transcript has 6 exons. The coding region runs from base 1 to 1029 and encodes 342 amino acids. The record is from RefSeq and is a predicted model, not a curated record. Gene Ontology annotation, cellular component: mitochondrial inner membrane; nucleus. Gene Ontology annotation, biological process: apoptotic DNA fragmentation. Lineage: Eukaryota; Metazoa; Porifera; Demospongiae; Suberitida; Halichondriidae. Gene Ontology annotation, molecular function: metal ion binding; single-stranded DNA endonuclease activity; RNA endonuclease activity.
AUGCAGUCCAGAGCAGUGAUGUUUUGUUGUGGUGCAGCUGCUGGCCUUGUUGGAGCUGUAGGACUGUGCAAAACAAGACCACAGCUAUUUCAACAGCAGGCAGUAGAUGAUCAUCAUCAGGAUGAAGAUGCAAACAACAAUUUAUUCAUGUAUGGGUACCCUGAGCCGCACAUCUCUGCCCACUCCUACACUGACCACUCUCUGACAUACGAUCGAUCAAAGAAGAUACCUGUAUGGGUUGCUGAAUGUAUUAAUAAAGACAUGGUGACAAGUCGACUAGCAAAGCGAGCAAGAUCUGAGUUCCAACCUGAUCCGAAAUUACCACAAGAGUAUUGUUCUUCGAACACUGAUUAUCGUGGGAGUGGAUGGAGCCGAGGUCACAUGGCCCCCGCCGGUAACUACAAGCACUGUCAGAACUCUAUGGAUGAUACUUUCCUACUGACCAACAUUGUCCCACAGAACCUGGACAAUAACUCGGGAUAUUGGAACAGUGUUGAAGAUUACUGCAGAAGACUCUCUAAGAGGUACACUCAAGUCAGUGUAAUCUCCGGUCCACUGUUCUUGCCACAGAGGGACACAGAGGGAGAGAAAAGCUUUGUCAAGUAUGAAGUGAUAGGAGAGAACAAUGUGGCAGUGCCAACACAUCUCUUUAAGAUCAUACUUGCUGAAGACAGACCUGACUCUCCACCAUUGCUAGGUGCCUUUGUGGUCCCCAACGAGCCGAUAAAGGAUGUUAGUCUCACACAGUUCCAAGUCAGCUUAGAGGAAGUGGAGAAACACACUGGGACCAGGUUCCAUUGCAAGCUGGACAGAAGUCAGGUCAGUGACCUCUGCGCUGUUGACGGCUGUAAGAUAAACUCACAAAAAGACUGGGCUAUUAUGGGCUACAAGAAAAGAGUUCAAGCUGCUGCAAGUUCUCAGGAGCUGGAAAAAGUUUGGGGUGAAGUGAAAGACAAAGGCGUCCACCAUGACAAACCUCUUAGUGACUUAUAUAGCCAAAAGAAAGCAAAAUUUGCAAGCUCUAGUUAGCUAGCUA